AUGUCAAGAGAAGAUCCAAUUAAAGCCGAGAAGGAUUUCUCAGCAACAUUAGAUGAGCAAUUCCCACUUAUUGAAAAACUUCCAGAUUAUAAACAAGCACUUGAUAAAUAUUUGGUAUUAGAAAAACAAACCCGUCAAUCAUCAGAUUUAGCAUCUUCCAAAAGAGUUCUUGCAAGAAUUGUCAGUACUCUUAUUGAUAAUGAAGAUUGGGAAUAUUUGAACGAUUUGAUUACCAUAUUAUCCAAGAAACAUGGACAAUUAAAAUCUUCUAUUCAAGCUUUCAUUGGUCAAGUGAUUGAUAAUUUAGAUAAAUUGAAUGAAAGCCAUAAGAAAGAAUUGGAUAUGAAGAUUAAGAUAAUUGAAACAAUUAGAACAGUUACUGAUAAAAAGAUCUUUGUUGAAGUUGAAAGAGCCGUAGUUUCUAAGAAAUUGGCUGAAAUUUAUUUAGAUAAAUUUAAUGAUUUAGAUAAAGCAGUUGAUAUCUUAUGUGAUUUACAAGUUGAAACUUAUUCAUUAAUGCCUUUUAGUGAUAAGAUUGAAUAUAUCUUACAACAAAUCAAAUUAACAUUACAAAAGGGGGAUUAUAAUCAAGCUAGAAUAUUAAGUAGAAAGAUUUUAUUAAAAUCUUUAAAGAAUUUCGAAAAAGCUGAUGAAUUUAAAUCAAUUUAUUUGAAAUAUUUAAUUGAAAUUAGUAUCUUUGACUAUGAUUAUAUUUCGAUUGUUAAGAAUUUAUUAUUAUUAAUUGAUAUUCCAUUAAUUAAAGAAACUAAAGAAGAAUACAAGAGUUAUUUAGUUGAAAUUGUUUAUUAUAUCAUUUUAUCACCUUAUGAUCCUCAUCAAAAUGAUUUAAUUAAUAAAAUUAAACAAAAUCCAAUAUUCGCCAAGAAUGUUGAUUCCCAAGUUUUCAAAUUAUUAGAUAUUUUCACUACAAAUGAACUAAUUCAUUGGUCAAAUAUUGAAUCUCUUUACAAGGAUUAUUUCCAACAAUCUUCAAUUCUUAAAAAUGAAACUAAUUUUAAGAACUUACAAAAGAGAAUUAUCGAACAUAAUCUUAGAAUUAUUAAUAAAUUCUAUCAAUUUAUAAAAUUAGAAAGAUUAGCAUAUCUUUUACAAUUAUCAAUAGAUGAAUCAGAACAAUAUGUUAGUGAGUUAGUUAACCAAGGGAUGAUUUCAGCAAAGAUUAACCGUCCUCAAGGUAUAAUCAAAUUUGAUAAAACAAAGUCAGAAGGAAAUACUACAACUACUGAUUCUACAUCUGCUGAUCAUAAUGUUAAUGUAUUGUUGAAUGAUUGGUGUUAUGAUAUUGAUAAAUUAUUAGAAGAAGUUGAUAGUAUUGGUCAUUUGAUUAAUAAAGAAGAAAUGAUGCAUGGUAUUAAACAGAAAGUUAAGUAG
Hemisphaericaspora subhashii is the source of this 1392-nucleotide messenger RNA. It is a transcript of the gene RPN5, whose product is annotated as proteasome regulatory particle lid subunit. The transcript has a single exon. Gene Ontology annotation, cellular component: nuclear proteasome complex; proteasome regulatory particle, lid subcomplex; cytoplasm. Bases 1 to 1392 code for a protein of 463 amino acids. The record is from RefSeq and is a predicted model, not a curated record. NCBI's taxonomy places the organism in Eukaryota, Fungi, Ascomycota, Pichiomycetes, Serinales, Debaryomycetaceae.